AGAAAAUAAUAUAUCAAGUACCAUGCCCCAUGCCUCCAUCUACCUAAUUAUCCCCGCCCUUUCAGCUUUCAUCACCAAAAACAGACACUAAAAACAAAUUAAAAGAAAACUAAUCCUCCCAGUUGACCCAAACCUUUUGUCCGUAAUCCUCCUCCAACAAGCAUGAGUCGAUUAGGAUUGGAAUUGAUGAAAGGGUAGGACUUUGUGCAAGAAUUUGGCGAUAUAUAUUCUGGCUAGUUGGGUCUCCUCUCUCCAAGUUAAGUUUCUGCAUAAAGGGAGGUGAUGCUGUUGCUACAGAAUGAACAAGUCGGAGGAUCCUACUUGGUCAAUGAGCCACCGGCCUCCUCGACAUUCAUCCAUCCAUGAAAGGUCAGAAUCACAAGCAAUUCAUAUGAAUAUUGAUGAUCUGCCUGGCGUUGUAUUGGUCGAGAUCCUUUGUCGACUUCCUUGCUAUAAGCUUGUGUUCCAGUUGAAGUGUGUCUCCAAGCGUUGGUACGCUCUAAUCUCAGAUCCCUACUUCAUCGGCCGCUUUCUAUACCAUCUCCAAACUACUGCUGUGGAAGCGCCAGUGACCAUUCGUACUCUGAUAAACCGCAAAGGGGUGGAACUUUCAUGGUCACCAUCAUGCCGGUCGUCCAAUCUGCUAGCACCAGUGUUCAGAAAGCUCAUGAGUUUCCAUGGAUUGAAAGAUGAGCCAGUUGUGAAAGCAAUUUAUAACGACUUAGUUUUGUGCUGCGAAAAUGGGAUGGACUUCUACUACAUCUGCAAUCCAUACACUCUGGAAUGGGUUGCUCUUCCUCCAUCUCCGCGGUCCUAUACUUGGCCACACAAGAAAAUACCAGCAGCAAUCAUCUGUGAUGGCAACUACUAUGAUUACACGAAGGAAGGAACAGGACACAACACCAUUUUGCUUAAUGCUGAUUAUAGGUGCAAGGUUGUUAGGAUACUUCCAUUUGUAGACGAGGCGAAUCCUUAUCAAUCCUCCAAAUUUAUUGCAGAGAUUUUCUCUUCUGAAACAGGUGAGUGGAAAGAAUCGAUCAUAGCUUCCCCUGUUCCUUUGCAUUUGAACAUAAGCGAGGUUAGCUGUGCUUACAAUGGAAUGUUGUACUGGUGGGAUUGGUUUACCAACCGUCAUGUUGGGAUGGAUCCUUUUAUGAUCAACAGCAAUGGUAAUGGCGAUCAUUAUAAACUUCGUUUCAUGGAAUUUGAUGGUGAAAUAGUAAAGAGUCACCAUGAAACCAUUAACUGCUUUGGUGUGUGUCAAGGGGGUCUACGUAUGUGUUACUACGGGGAGGAAGAGGAAGAUGAUACUGACGAUACUCUAUAUGUUUGGGACUGGAGAGAAGAACAAGUUUGUGAUCAGAAUGGAGCCGGCAGCAGUGAAUUGUGUUGGAAACUGACCGGAGUUUAUUCUCUGGGAUUGAGUCUUGAUAGUGUUGGGGACUAUUUAGCUAUUGAUCCAAAUAAUGGUGACAUGUUGUAUCUUGAUGUUGAUCAUGAAAUUUGCCUGUGCAACAUUCGAACGGGAGAUGUGUCAAGGCUCGUUGAGAUGGGCAAUGUUAGUGUUGAUGGCCACUUUUUGCCAUUAGUUCUUCCAUGGUGGCCGACACCAGUUCCUAGACUACCAAAGCCGUCAUGGCUCUCAAUGUUGAUCAAGAAGUUGAGGCUUUUAGCCUACUGUUUAGUUGUGAUUUGCUCCGAGUGAUUGUAUUGCUUUUAGUAUCUAAAGUUGAGGCUUGAUAUGAAGUCGUGCAUUUUAUUCAUUCCAAACUUUCUUCAA
This is a messenger RNA of Argentina anserina (silverweed cinquefoil), 1780 nucleotides long. RefSeq lists its product as uncharacterized. Lineage: Eukaryota; Viridiplantae; Streptophyta; Magnoliopsida; Rosales; Rosaceae. The record is from RefSeq and is a predicted model, not a curated record. The transcript has a single exon. The coding region runs from base 299 to 1705 and encodes 468 amino acids. Gene Ontology annotation, molecular function: protein binding.